Eufriesea mexicana is the source of this 2162-nucleotide messenger RNA. RefSeq lists its product as uncharacterized. The record is from RefSeq and is a predicted model, not a curated record. Gene Ontology annotation, cellular component: nucleus. Gene Ontology annotation, biological process: regulation of transcription by RNA polymerase II. Gene Ontology annotation, molecular function: DNA binding; protein binding. The transcript has 6 exons. Lineage: Eukaryota; Metazoa; Arthropoda; Insecta; Hymenoptera; Apidae.
CGUUGUCGUCGUCAACGUCGUCGUUGUUAUUCUUAUUAUUGGCGUCAACGUUGUUCCUAUCGUUGAAUUGUAAUCGUCGUUGACGGGCAAAGGUAUCGAACGGUUCGCGACGCGGUGAUAACAUUUUCAUAGCUUCGAUACUUUCUGUCUGCGAAAUGUCAAAUCAAAUAUGUCUAAAAUGGAACAGUUUUUUAAACAACAUCGCAACGAGUUUCGAAAGCUUGUGGGAAGAGGAAGGUUUAGUAGACGUGACAUUGGCAAGUGAUGGACAGUGUCUUACAGCUCACAAAGUGAUUCUUUCAGCAAGCAGUCCUUUUUUCAAAAAAGUUUUUCAGACAAACCCCUGUCAACAUCCAGUUAUAAUACUCCAAGAUGUGCACUUCAGCGAACUAGAAGCCUUACUUAUAUUUAUAUAUAAAGGAGAAGUAAAUAUCGAACAAAAGAAUUUGCCGGCACUUUUAAAAGCCGCAGAGACUUUGCAAAUUCGUGGUCUUUCGGGUGGAGAUAUAUUUGCUAAGGAAUCUUACAAGAGAUUAGUCGAAUUGGAGCAAGCAGUGGAAGAAGCAGCAGCAACUGCCAAGGAAGAAACUCCCAAAAAGAAACAAAAAUUGAAUAAACAUCAAAAUUCUAUAUUAGAAACAGCACUGACACCUAAAGUAUCGCAAGCAGAAAGCACAGAUGAUUCCACAACUAGCGAACAAGGUAGUAAAGAAGGAGAUUAUCUAUUGCAGAAACAUUUGCAAAAUCCAAUCUAUCACCGUUUAGAAAUGAAGAUAGAGCCAAUAGAAACUGCGUUAGAAGAUUCUCAAAAGCAAUCUGCAUCGGACAAAGAUCCUGCAGAAAGGUUGGACACAGGGCAGGUCGAAGGAAAUCAAGGGUCUGGGAACAGCCCUGCUGAAGACAUUUCCGGUUUAUCUGGGUUAUCCGGCCUAACUGGAUUCUCGGAUGUGAAGCCACUACUAUACGCGUAUCAGCAACUACCUUACGCCGAUCUUCUGCCGAGUCCGGAGAUAAUCUCAACGUGGGCAUCCUCUCGACCGAUGGAUCAUUUGGCCUGUGACCUUAUGAAGAUCCUUUUUACCCCGGAGGAGAGGAUUCUCUGUAACGUAAACGGCAAGAUGGGAAAGCAGCAGUUCGAUAGUAACAAAAUACAUUUGAUAAGAGAAGUUCUGUUGCACUUUAGUGGUAUUGCACCAAAUAGCGUGGAAUGGGAGGAAACGUGGAAAAAUUGCGUAACUAAAAUCGAUACUAGUAAUAGGGGUUUGAAGAGGUAUCUAUUCCAAAGGCGGUCGGUUUAUAGAUCAUCGAAGCCGAACGUAACAGUAAUCGCCGAUGCACGAGAGACCUCGACUCCUUCGCCGGAGCCGGAAACGCGCGCGGGUCUUCCAAUUGGCCUCGAUCGAACACCACCUUGGAAUACCUAUCGGCACAGCGACGAAUUUCACUCGCCGAAUCAUUCGUGUUCGGAAUUGAUGACCUAAUCCACGAACAUUCUCAUGGAAAGGGACGCGAGAGUUCUGCGCUCGGUGUUCCCGACAUGUCCCGGGACCACUAGCAAUUCCGAAUUCCCGGAAGAGGCCGUGAAAGGUGCCACGGCGUAUCCACCGUACCCUUGCCCGUUCUGCGAUAGGGCCUACACGAGUUGGGGCUUUCGACGGAGGCACAUCAAAGCCGUCCACACCAUUUCGCCGUCUCUCAACUGCAAGUGGUGCUUACAGGUUCUUCCGACGCAUGCGGCUUGGAGACGCCACGUAAUAUUAGCGCACAAUUUAUCAGCCAGCGACGCGCACAAUGGUCUUCUAAUCUUGGAGGAGGCGCACAUGGUCUUACAAAUUGCGCGACCCACCAGGUUGGACACUUUAGUUAACAUAAUUAAACAAAAUUCCCAACAGAACAGCAAUCAAGAUAACUCUCAGUCGGACAAAGAUUGAAUCGUCGAUGGAUCAUGGCUUAUCGAACCUGCUCCAAUUUGUUUGCAUGUCAGGGUAUCGUGCGUGUACUUGUGCAUACGUUAUCGGACAUUUGUUACGGAUAGUUGACGAAUUUUCUUCUUCACACGGAACCCGAUAGAACAAAGAGUUAGAUAUAUAUAUUUAUAUUUGUUAAGUUAUACUCGAUUGCGGAGGAUACGCGAACAAUAUUUUUUUAACCCUUUACACUCG